Protopolystoma xenopodis is the source of this 807-nucleotide messenger RNA. The record is from the annotation of a GenBank genome assembly. NCBI's taxonomy places the organism in Eukaryota, Metazoa, Platyhelminthes, Monogenea, Polystomatidea, Polystomatidae.
AUGGAAGUUACAUUCCACGUGCGGCUUUUCAGCCCAGCCCAGCGCGAGUGGGUGCCCAUUCCGAAGGCCCUGGUCGACAGCAGCGCCGGCCUCCGCGUCCACCAGAUAAACCCCGACCUGCUGUGGCAGGCUGCCGCCGUCGCCGUCGCCGCCGCUUCGGGCAACCUGACCUCCGAGUCGGCCGGCCUGGCGCACUGGGCCGGCGCCGCCGGGGAGCUGGGCGGGCUCGACGUGACGCGGCCCCGCGUCCAGCUGGACGCCGCGAGUGCCGCCUCGGAGCCGGCCGUCCGGGUGCGUCGGGCGCCAGCCGACUCGGCUGUGUUGGAGGCGAGCGCCGUGCUGCGCGCGGCCUACCCUUCCAGCCGGAUGGGUCUGCUUCAGGUCCCGCUGGUCGUCGCCUACCGCGCCCUCCUGCCCUCCGCCGCCUGCCCGCAGCUCGACGGCCGCCAGGCCCUCUGCGACAAGGCCCAGCAGCCGCUGGUCGACUGGUCCGGCUGCCGCGGCCAGCUCGACCUGGUGCAGCACGUCUGUCUGCCUCAGCCGCGCUGCGAGGCCAAGCUGGCCUGGAGCGCGGCCUGGGAGGAUAUCGAUCUCGCCGACAGCGCCGCGCCUCCUUCCGACGCGGCCGCGCCGCUGCGCGUCGGCCGCGUCGAGUAUGGCCGCCCGGGCUUCCGGCGCCGCGUCCUGCGCGCCCGCCUCCGCAAUCUCGGCCCCACCAAAGCCACCGGCCUGCGCAUUGCCGUCCGCUCGGCCGACUCGGCGCGCGCUGGCCUGCGUGCCAUGCUGGUCUCGGCGCGUCUCUUCCAG